CAUACAAAAAGUGAACAUUCUACCAGCUGAGACCAAAAUAAAUCCUCCAAAAGGGUUUUUGAAACCCUCCAACCUUAUACUUUUAAUCAACAAAAACAUGACACGUGGCAACCUUAUUAUGCUUUUGAGAAUCCAUUUCUGAACAAUCAUAUAUGUUAUUUUUUUAGUACUAUAAAUAAGAGAUGAUCCUUGCUAGGCCAAUGUGCUAUGAGUCCUCUGAAUAUUACAUUACAUCCAUUAGACCUUAGCCAUUUUUCUUUCUUCAAUUUCAAUCUCCUUCAAUUAUUUUUUAAACAGGAAUUUUUGUCUAUAUACAUUGAAACAUCAUCAAUAAUUUAGCAACAUUUUGUGGUUCCACAUUGAUAAUCUCAUCAUGGAUCUCAUUCAUACACUAUUAUUUAUUCUCUGGAUUACAUUGAUACUUAUAAACCAUAAUGUGAUAAAUGUGGAAGGAAGGAACCAUCUUCACAGCAAGCAAAAGAAAGUAUCCCUUGUUCCUUCUAAGUCUUCUAAUGAGCCAGAAAAUCCUUCCAGUUCUUCUCCCAGUGUUCCUUCUGAUCCUUAUCCGACCGAUCCUCGAGACUCCGAUUCAGAGUGUAUUUUCGAUGUACGAUCAUUUGGAGCAGUUGGAGAUGGUUCAACUGAUGACACACCUGCAUUCAAGGCAGCUUGGAAAGCAGCUUGUGGUGUAGAGUCUGGAGUUGUUCUUGUUCCAGAAAGUUACAUCUUUAAGAUCACUUCAACUAUCUUUUCAGGUCCAUGCAAGCCAGGAUUAGUAUUUCAAGUGGAUGGUAUGAUAAUAGCACCAGAUGGACCUGAUUCAUGGCCAGAGGGAGAUAGCAGAAAUCAAUGGCUUGUAUUUUAUAGACUUGACCAAAUGAGUCUUAAUGGUACAGGAACUAUUGAAGGCAAUGGAGAUCAGUGGUGGGAUCUCCCCUGCAAACCUCACAGGGGUCCAGAUGGAAAAACUUUGUCAGGACCAUGUGGUAGUCCAGCUAUGAUACGGUUCUUCAUGAGCUCGAAUUUGAUGGUGAGUGGACUGCAAAUUCAAAACAGUCCUCAAUUCCACAUGAAAUUCGAUGGCUGCCAAGGAGUGUUGAUUGAUAGGCUAACCAUCUCUGCACCUAAACUCAGCCCUAACACAGAUGGAAUCCAUGUUGAAAACUCACAGGCUGUUGGAAUAUAUAACUCUAUGAUAAGCAAUGGGGAUGAUUGUAUUUCAAUUGGACCCGGAACCUCAGAUGUGGACAUAGCUGGUGUCACUUGUGGUCCUAGCCACGGGAUUAGCAUAGGAAGCCUUGGUGUGCACAACUCCCAAGCAUGUGUUUCAAACUUAACAGUCCGUGACACAGUGAUAAGGGAAUCAGACAAUGGACUAAGAAUCAAGACAUGGCAAGGUGGAAUGGGAUCAGUGACAGGUUUAAAAUUUGAGAACAUUCAAAUGGAAAAUGUAGGAAAUUGUAUCCUUAUAGACCAAUACUAUUGUUUGACAAAGGAAUGUCUAAAUCAAACAUCAGCUGUUCAUGUUAAUGAUGUGUCCUACAAAAACAUUAAGGGUACUUAUGAUGUUAGAACUGCUCCUAUUCACUUUGCUUGUAGUGACAGUGUGGCUUGCACAAACAUAACACUCUCUGAGGUUGAGCUUUUUCCUUAUGAAGGAGAAUUGUUGGAUGACCCUUUUUGUUGGAAUGCUUAUGGGAAUCAAGAGACAUUGACUAUACCUCCAAUUAAUUGCUUAAGAGAAGGUGACCCUGAGACUGUGGGUGAUCUUUCUACAUAUCAAUGCAGUGAUUAAUUAGUUAUUAGAGACAUUAAUUACUCUAAAUUUUGUUAUAUUGUAUAAUACAUAGGUAUAGAGUCUUGAUAACUAUUAGUAUAUGUUUUGAUGGUUAUGGUUUUGUUCUGUGUAUGCCUCUUAGGAUUCGUCCUUAUUUGGGUGUAUUAUUCCCAUAGAGUGAUGACUUGUUGAAUGACACUAUAAAGUAUAUGUCUAUGUGAAUCCAAAUGAAUAUGAACUUUGGAUAUUUAACUUAUAUAGAGUAAUCUUCAUUGGGCGCAA
Cicer arietinum (chickpea) is the source of this 2059-nucleotide messenger RNA. RefSeq names its product polygalacturonase At1g48100-like. Gene Ontology annotation, biological process: carbohydrate metabolic process. NCBI's taxonomy places the organism in Eukaryota, Viridiplantae, Streptophyta, Magnoliopsida, Fabales, Fabaceae. Gene Ontology annotation, molecular function: polygalacturonase activity. The record is from RefSeq and is a predicted model, not a curated record.